CAUAACAAUGCAUUUCAAGGAACAUACACGCGCCAAGGAAUGUGUUCUAUUGCUGGUUGCUAACGUUACCAUUCUACAUGUUUAACGGCAUAACCUGCUCCGGUAAACGUCGCCGUUAACGGACAGGUCCGCUCAGCAGCCUCUGGAAGAGCCUCGUUGGUCCUAUGCACCAGCUGGAAGCGUGUGUUAGCUGGCUAGCGUUAGCAGGCUAACAGCAGCUCUGUCGGGGACAUUGUGCGAAAUCUGUCGGGAGGAAACAGCAGUCGGUUGAUUGUCAGGGUUAAGACAAUCAGAGGCAACAUAUAAGUGCCUCCGCUGUACGGUUUCCUUUCCCAGAGUGUGACUCGUCUGCACGACGUCACCAAUGCGACCAUGGGAAAUAGCAGUAAAUAGGCUGCCACCAACAGCCCCCUUAAACCCGAGGAGGUUUCUUGGAGAGCCCUGUAACGCUCCAGUGCAUCUCAGGAGAAGCCCACCAGUGAGACGCCAGUGGGGGAGACGAGACAGACCUGUACUGCACACUUCUCUGGUCCAGGAUGAGAACUUCCAUCAUCUGCUUUUCUCGCAACAUCACCAACAGGUUCCUUUAGAUGAGUCCAGACAAUACAGCCACACCAGCACACCACCACGCAUGCUUCACCCUGCUGCUCACCUGCCUCAGCAGAGCCCCAUCAUGGUGGAUCUACAUGACCAGAUGCACCAGGGAUCGGUUCCAAUAUCAUACACUGUUACGACGGUGACGACCCACGGAUUUCCUAUCCACACCGGGCAGCCCCUGCCAGGGUGCAACACUCAGCAGCUCCCAGCAUGCUCGGUAAUGUUCAGCGGACAGCUCUCUCUGCUCUGCUGCCUUCCUCCUCCUCUUAUACAGGCAUGUACCAUGCAGCAUAUGCCAGUGUCUUAUCAAGCCUUUCCACCCCUGAUCUCCAGCGAACAUUUUGUAUUGCACCCAACCCCAUCUGUACCCCCCCACCAGCCGCCGCACCUUACUCCUUUGAGCCAGUUUGUCCCUUUACAGCCUCAGCACCCACGCAUGCCUCUACAGAGGGUAGAGAAUGAAGUUGACCUAAGAGGGGACCAGCACCCAUUAGGGACUUUCUCCUACCCUCCCUCUCAUCACCCACCAGCGCUGCCUCCUUCUUUGCCCCUACAGUAUCUUCCUCAAGAGCCUCUGCAUCAGGAGCUUUCCUUCGGAGUGCCAUAUCCCCACAUGCUGCCCCGGCGAGUGAGUGGACAAAGAUACCGGUUACAGCAACCUCUCCCCCCUCCUCCGCCCCCUCCAUCUUACUACCCAGGCUUCCUCCCUUACUUCCUGUCAAUGCUUCCUGUGCCUCCAACAGCAGUGGGCCCAGCCAUCAGUCUAGACCUGGAUGUGGAUGAUGUGGAGAUGGAGAACUAUGAGGCAUUAUUGAAUCUGGCAGAGAGGUUGGGUGAAGCAAAACCCCGUGGACUCACUAAGGCUGAUAUAGAGCAACUUCCGUCCUAUAGAUUCAACUCAGAGAAUCAUCUAUCUGAACAAACGCUGUGUGUUGUGUGCUUUAGUGACUUUGAGUGUAGGCAGCUACUUCGGGUAUUACCUUGUAACCACGAAUUCCACGCUAAGUGUGUGGAUAAAUGGUUAAAGACCAAUCGCACUUGUCCUAUCUGCCGAGCCGAUGCCUCGGAUGUACACCGGGAGGUGGAGUGAGAACUGUCUCUAAGUGCUAACUGGAAAGCUGCACACACCAGAGUUUGUCCCAAAGCUGGGGACACCUGCCACCUAACCUGCGUCCUCCAGUAAAUAUAGCUUACCAACCCACUACUCCUGCCCCUUCCUAAAUAAUAAGCAAUCCAGGAUUUGUUUCUGGAGCCUGUUGUACCUCUGCUGUGCUUCAUUGUCCGAGUACCAUGAAACCCACUGCCUAUUGCAGCCUAUAGCCAGAGUUCUGGGAUCGCCAGCCAGUUCUUUCUCUGCCCCCUCGUCGCAGAUUCCAAAGAUUUUCCCUACAAUGCAUUAUUUGCUGCUUUUGUUUACAGGGUUUCAUUUUUAUUUAGUGGAUUUGGUUGUGGUGUUCAUGACUAGUGGGAGUCCUGCAUUGGAAGAAGUGAGUCAGGAGCCUGGAGGAUGAUAGGCUGGACACCUUGUGCAAUUAGCAGAAAAAUAAUAGGAAUACUUCAACAUGGGUAUCUGUGUUUGGAGGCGACGCCUGACCAUCAUAGAUGCAUGUUUGUGUAGGUGUUGGGCAAACUGACUUGUUAAUAAUGUAUGUUCUGCAAUAAUGUAUUGAUCAUUUCAACAGUUUUAUCCCUUAUUUGUUUUAGAUUUGCCAAUGCUAUUGUGAAAGUGUGACUUGCUGUGGUUAAAUGCAGAUUCUGUUAAGCCUGAGGUUAUGGACUGCAAGUGAUGGGACAUGCAACUGCGGGGUAUCCUCAACCCCAGAUAAUCCACUCUGGAACACACAUCUGUAAAAAAGCAGUCUUGGAUUAAUGGACUGCAUCCUUUUUGAGGUCAUCCGGCAUAACUGCACAAGUGCUACAUCCAUCCUCCACGUGAGCAUUGUUCCUCUGGCAAGUGUGUACGCGUGUGUGCAUAUUGAGUGUGUGUGUGUGCGUGUGUGUGUGUGCGCGUGUGCGUGUGUUUGUCCUGUUCACAGAGCCAAUGCAUUGUGUAACCACUGGAUACAGGGCAGCAUGCUAGAAUUUGCAUGAACUGUUGAUUCAGUUGAUUCAGCAAUAUUUUAAUCAAGCAUUGCCACCAAAAUUAUCACAUUUAAGAAAAAGAAGAAACAAAGAAGCAUACUAAAAGAACUGCUUGCUUAUUCAGAAAGCACCGUGAGGGAAGACUAGCAUGUGGUUCCAUCCCGACUGCGUUAAAGGAAUGGAGUCCUCGUCGGAAAUCUAUGCUGCUGUCAUAGAGCUCUGGAGGCCUGUGCAGAAAGCAAUAUGUGCAGUGAGUGGCGAGUUUUAAACGAACAUUUUCUUCCCCUUUUAGGAAGACUGGGCUUUUUAUUUCUUUGUUUGUGAGCCAAAUCCAAUAUACAGAUAUAGCCUACUGUUCAAGAUUUCAGAUCUGCCUUCUUAUGACCUUGACAAGCACAAACCUAUUACUAAUCCUGAAAAUACUUUGUCAUUUUCACUUGUUUUAAAAGUAUACCAUUUUUAAAAGGUUUAUUUAUUGGUUUUAUCUUCUAGAGAAAAUACAUUGAAGGAAACAGUCGGAGCACUAACAAUGUUUGUGUAUGGUAUGUGUUAUAUUCUGGUAACUUGGUCAGGUCACCGUCUUAGGCCAUGGUAAUGGUGUUGUAAAAGAGCAACUGUAUGUAUAGCUUCAGUGUGAAUGCUUUUAGAACGUUUGAAGACAGAAGAAUGUUGAAAACCCUCGUAGAAGUCACUGGUGUCACUCCGCUACGUUACGCCAGCUGUCUGUAUCCCAAAGUGAUCAGGACGGGGUUCAAAUGACACAGAGCGGGAGUGUUCAGUAGUAUAGAAACACUGUUAGACUUCUAGUUCCCUGCUUGUGUUCACACACACAGAAAAAAAGA
This is a messenger RNA of Scomber japonicus (chub mackerel), 3521 nucleotides long. It is a transcript of the gene rnf44, whose product is annotated as ring finger protein 44. The transcript has 11 exons. The record is from RefSeq and is a predicted model, not a curated record. The coding region runs from base 365 to 1687 and encodes 440 amino acids. NCBI's taxonomy places the organism in Eukaryota, Metazoa, Chordata, Actinopteri, Scombriformes, Scombridae.